Clupea harengus (Atlantic herring) is the source of this 1190-nucleotide messenger RNA. Its product is annotated as transcription factor EC-like. The record is from RefSeq and is a predicted model, not a curated record. Gene Ontology annotation, cellular component: nucleus. NCBI's taxonomy places the organism in Eukaryota, Metazoa, Chordata, Actinopteri, Clupeiformes, Clupeidae. Gene Ontology annotation, molecular function: RNA polymerase II cis-regulatory region sequence-specific DNA binding; protein dimerization activity; DNA-binding transcription factor activity, RNA polymerase II-specific. Gene Ontology annotation, biological process: regulation of transcription by RNA polymerase II. Bases 192 to 1190 code for a protein of 332 amino acids. The transcript has 6 exons.
AUCUCUCUCUAUGUUCACCCCCCACCCUUUCCUCCCAGGUGCAGAACCACCUAGAGAACCCAAAGUACCACUUCCACCAGGCUCAGGCCCAGCAGGUGAAGCAGUACCUGACCCUGAGCUCCGAGGUUGCCGGCCAGGCCCACACAGGUCCCCACCCCUACGCCGGGCAGCUGCUUGGGGCUGUGCCAGUAAUGCGCAAUGGGCACAUGCCCCAGGAAGGAGACGGCAGCACCCAGGGCAGCCCUGUCACCCUGCUCUCCCUGGCAACCAGUAACCAUGACAGCGAGUUUCCAAUGGAUGAAGUUAUUGAUGACUUAAUUAGCCUUGAAUCCGGUUUCAAUGAUGGGGGCUUGGAUUGCAUGGAGUCUAACAUCCUAAUGCAAAGCAAUGUGUCCUUGAACGGCGGGAUGCUGGACAUGUACGACGUUAUGCCAGAGAACGACACCAGAGUUAUGGCCAAAGAGCGACAGAAAAAAAACAAUCACAACCUGAGUAAGCUUGAGAAGAGGAGAAGGUACAACAUCAACUACAGAAUCAAAGAGCUGGGAACCCUCAUACCAAAGUCUAAUGACCCUGACAUGCGCUGGAACAAAGGCACCAUCCUGAAGGCCACGGUGGAGUACAUCAAGUGGCUGCAGAACGAGCAGCAACACACCCGAGAGCUGGAGCGCCGACAGAAGAAGCUGGAACAGGCACACCGCAGACUGGCCAGCAUGGCCACCACUCUGGGGUCAGCAGAGCUCUCCACCCACUUCCUUAAACAGGAGCAGGGACCCCAGCCACCACAGCAGCCGCCUCUCUACCCCGAGGAGCUCAACGGCGGGGGGGAGUACCUGCCCCGCACCCCGAUCGCGGGACCUAAACCUGGUGGCGGCGCUGCCGUGACGGCGACUGGGGUGCCUCUCGGGCCCAGCGGAGCGGCUGCAGGUGGCAUGCGCUCGUCGUCAUCACCGUUAGGGGCGACACCUGGGGAGCCCGGCGACUGCUCGACGACCUUCUUGGACCCCCUGUCCCACUUUACGGACUUCUUCAGCGCCACGCUGAAGGAGGAGCCCCGGCUGGAGGAGAUGCUGAUGGACAACACGCUCUCGCCAUUCGGCACCGACCCGCUUCUGUCCGCUGUCUCGCCUUACGCCUCCAAGGGCUCCAGCCGCCGCUCCAGCUUCAGCACAGACGACGACAACCUCUGA